Molecule: messenger RNA, 2532 nt
Organism: Blastomyces gilchristii SLH14081
Lineage: Eukaryota; Fungi; Ascomycota; Eurotiomycetes; Onygenales; Ajellomycetaceae
Product: enolase
Exons: 5
Coding region: 804-2120 (438 amino acids)
Biological process (GO): glycolytic process
Cellular component (GO): phosphopyruvate hydratase complex
Molecular function (GO): phosphopyruvate hydratase activity; magnesium ion binding
Source: RefSeq, a predicted model, not a curated record
GCAACAGCAAACUCCCGUGUCCCUCCGACACAAACGCGUAUAGUUUCCCGCUACAACUUGCGGAUUCUAGUGCCUUCUGUGCUGGUUGGCAGUGGUUGGCUGCGGGCUCUCGUUGGACAUUGCUUGCAGUCCAGGUGCGUAGUGGGGCAGUAAUAAUAGAGUGGUUAGUUACUUAUUAGUUACUGUACGCAGCGUAUGUACGGAUACACCAGGUGUUUUGAUGGGGGCAUCGCAUCGGAUACAGAACAACAUAAAUACAGAUAAAUACCAACCAUAAAAGCCUCAACUUCUCCUUUCUACAAACCCCAACAUCUUCUCCUAUUUCUAUUUCCCCCUCCUCCUACACUUGAUACAUCUCUGAUAUACCUCUGUAUAACCUAUUCACUCCAGUUGUCCUCUCAAUCACAAGUAAGUGCUGUCUCUCUUGUAUAUUUCCCAUGCUCGUCCCAUUACCCCGCCACCCCACCUUCGAUGUCCUCAAUAUGCUCUAUUAUCGACAACAACACGAGCGAAUACGUCGUUGCUGAAUGACAUUGAAGGCUCUUCCCAAGGAUUGAGCUUGACAACUGGUCAUUCUGGGAAGAAUUGGUGGUGAAAGAAACUCGUCCUCCUCCCUAGUCUGUUUGAGGCUCUCCGGUGAACGGAAUUAGAAGCUUCCGCAGGCAAGAAAAAGGAUCCCGCGUGUCUCUUUCUCUCAUCCCGUCAACAUUGUGAUAUUCUUUUCUCACUCUCUCCAAAUACUGGAUCCCCACGCAAUUAACUAAUUGUUUUGGCCUGCAGAAUCCCUACAGAUUGAAUAGAAAAUGGCUAUUACCAAGGUCCACGCCCGCUCCGUCUACGACUCUCGCGGAAACCCCACCGUUGAGGUUGAUGUCGUGACUGAAACCGGCCUCCACCGCGCCAUUGUCCCAUCCGGUGCCUCGACUGGUCAACAUGAGGCCUGUGAGCUUCGUGACGGUGACAAGACAAAGUGGCUCGGAAAGGGUGUAUUAACCGCUGUCAAGAACGUCAAUGAUGUCAUUGGUCCCGCCCUCAUCAAGGAGAACAUUGAUGUUAAGGACCAGUCCAAGGUCGACGACUUCCUGAACAAGCUCGACGGAACCCCGAACAAGGCUAAACUUGGUGCCAACGCCAUCCUUGGUGUCAGUUUGGCCAUUGCUAAGGCCGGUGCCGCUGAGAAGGGUGUCCCUCUCUACGCCCACAUUUCCGACCUUGCCGGCACCAAGAAGCCAUAUGUCCUCCCUGUUCCGUUCCAGAAUGUGUUGAACGGUGGUUCUCAUGCUGGUGGCCGUUUGGCUUUCCAGGAAUUUAUGAUUGUCCCAAGCACCGCGCCGUCAUUCUCCGAGGCUCUGCGACAAGGUUCGGAGGUAUAUCACAAACUGAAGGACCUCGCCAAGAAGAAGUAUGGACAAUCUGCCGGCAACGUUGGCGAUGAGGGUGGUGUUGCCCCCGACAUCCAAACCGCAGAGGAGGCUCUGGACCUGAUCACCGACGCCAUUGAGCAGGCCGGAUACACCGGCAAGGUCAAGAUUGCCCUUGACGUCGCGUCGAGCGAAUUCUACAAGGCCGAGGAGAAGAAAUAUGACCUUGACUUCAAGAACCCAGACAGCGAUAAGAGCAAGUGGCUCACGUAUGAGCAGCUGGCAGAUCUGUAUAAGAAUUUGGCUAGCAAGUACCCCAUCGUCAGCAUUGAGGACCCCUUCGCUGAGGAUGACUGGGAGGCCUGGAGUUAUUUCUUCAAGACCGCUGAUUGUCAAAUCGUCGGCGACGACAUCACCGUUACAAACCCCAUCCGCAUUAAGAAGGCCAUUGAGCUCAAAGCCUGCAACGCCCUCCUCCUCAAGGUAAACCAAAUCGGCACCUUAACCGAAUCCAUCCAGGCUGCCAAGGACUCCUACGCUGCCGGGUGGGGCGUGAUGGUCUCCCACCGCUCCGGCGAGACGGAGGAUGUCACCAUUGCCGAUGUCGUCGUCGGUCUGCGUUCGGGCCAGAUCAAGACGGGCGCUCCCGCGCGCUCAGAGCGACUGGCGAAGCUUAAUCAAAUUUUGAGAAUUGAGGAGGAGUUGGGUGCUAAUGCAGUGUACGCGGGGGAGAAGUUCCGGAAUGCUGUGGAGAUGUAGAUUGGGAAAAGAAUUUCCUUAAUUAUUAUUUCAUGAGAUUAUUGGGCUGGAGAAAAUGUUAGGGAGGAUAUGGGGGACAAAAAUAUCUAUCAUGACGUGAUGGCAUGAGUUCAAGGAGGCACUUAUUCUUGUUCCCUCUUUUGCCCAAACUACUUGCCAUGUCGUUCAGCUGAGCUGAGGGGUCUCUCGGACAUGUAACUAAGUUAAUAAGAUGCAAGCUAAAUUAUGAUUUUAAAAGGGAACUGAAAAUUUAAAAUAUAUAUCUUCUUCAAGUAACUAUUACCUGUGGGAGUUAUCCCCUCAUCUGGCAGCGAGGACAGUGGACACAAUUAGUGAAAUACUAUUAGUUAGUGUAACAACUAAGCUGUUAACGUAAUCAACCACCUAACGCUCGUUUCCACCUAACGCUCGC